Vigna unguiculata (cowpea) is the source of this 672-nucleotide messenger RNA. RefSeq lists its product as uncharacterized. NCBI's taxonomy places the organism in Eukaryota, Viridiplantae, Streptophyta, Magnoliopsida, Fabales, Fabaceae. The record is from RefSeq and is a predicted model, not a curated record.
AUAAACAUGUCAUAAACCAGAUAUAAAAAACUCAAACCUCUAUACCUAACCCUUUAUAAUUGCUUAUAAUUCUCUUUCUUCAAGAUCCAAUAUUUUCUCCUUUUCUCUCCACCCUUUUGGCCAAUUCUCAGAAAUAAACCAAAACAAGAACCAUAUAAAUCUUACAAGCAUUAACUUGAUGGAGGGUCUUCUACCUCUGGUUUUCAGAGCAAUCAAGAAACGCAAGACUCGCAGGCAAUACCAGUGUUUGUCUUCUGGGGCUGCUCUAAGCCACAACAUGAACGUGCGCGACUAUUAUUACGUGCAAGAACCUUCAACUUCAACGCAAAAAGUGGUUCAUGAUCAUGCAGAAAAUAACGUUGGUUAUAUGCGACAUGAUUCUUGUAGGGAAUUCUCUGACGACUUUUCUUCCCAACAAAGAACCUUUGCUGCUGUCUCACCCGAUUCGAAGCAACUCGUCCGGUUUAGAAGUCUGAGAAUGUUUCCAUGCCUUGCUGGUUAGUUUAUGAGGUCAAUCUUUUGUGUGGCUGCUGUGAUAUCCAAAUCGUGUGUUUGAUUGCAACUGUAAAGACAUUGGCGUGGCAAUAAUCCGACAAAUAUCUGUGCAUUGUAGGUUAAAUGUGCUGAUUAGGUAUUAAUAAUGAAAAAAUCGCAUGAUGUUCUGGGUGUUAA